AUGGCGGCAGUGCCGUCAGAGAACACAUUACCAGGACGUGAAUCGAUUCAACCAACGGCCGACUCGUCGGCCCGACGACGGCGGCUCAACGUAGCCGUGAUCGGCGCAGGCGCCGCGGGACUGGCCGCUGCGCGCGAGCUGAUGCGAGAAGGGCACGCCGUGACUGUGAUCGAAGCGGGGGGAGAAAUAGGCGGCGUGUGGGCUUAUGACGAGCGGAUAGAAACGGAGGAUUUAUUAGGGUUAGAUCCUAACCGACAACAAGUCCAUAGCAGCAUGUACGCGUCGCUAAGGACGAAUUUACCCCGAGAAUUGAUGGGUUUUUUAGACUUUCCCUUCUCCGCGCCUUUACCCGGCGAUCGUCCCGAUGCUGACGUGGACCCGCGCGACGGAACCAGCGCGGAUUCACGACAGGAGGACUUUGAUAUGCGACGGUUUCCAUCGCACAGAGAGGUGCUGCGAUAUCUCUGUAGAGCGCAUAGGAGUAUUAGUACGUAUAGAGGGAGUUUAGGAGGUUCAGCAGGUGCAGCAGCAGGGAUUGGGGAUGGGGAGAGGGUGGAAGGGAGGGAGGAAAGGGAGGAGGAGAGGGAGUUUGAUGCGUUGGUGGUGUGUAACGGUCACUACUCACAGCCCAAGAUUGCAACUAUUGCGGGUGUGGACACGUGGCAAGGCAUUCAGAUGCACAGCCAUAACUACCGCUACCCAGAGGGGUUUGCAGGCAAGGUGGUGGUGGUGGUGGGAGCGGAGGCGAGUGGGCAGGACAUAGCGAGGGAGCUAGCAGCAGUGGCGCGAGAGGUGCACAUCUUGCAGAUCAAGCAAGCCAACGCGGAUGGGACAGUGGAGUUUGAAGAUGGGUUCACAUGUCAUGCUGACGUCAUCAUGCACUGUACUGGCUAUUCUUACUCCUUCCCCUUCCUUGCCCUGCACCCUUCUCUCCUCUCCGUCAACAAUGGCCGUGUGACUCCCCUGUUCCGCCAUGUCCUCCCUCCUGCACUCGCCCCGUCGCUCUCAUUUAUCGGCCUCCCCUGGAAGGUCGUCCCCUUCCCGCUGUGUCAGCUGCAGGCGCGCUGGGUGGCGCAGCUGCUGUCCGGCCAGCUGCCCGUGCCGCCCAGAUCCAAUAUGGAGGACGGCGUGCGUCGUCUGUAUGCGCGCAUGGAGGAGCAGGGCGUGCCUGAGAGAUACGCCCACAGGCUGGAUAUGGAGCAGGUGCGACCUAAAGGAGGUGGGCCCAGGGAGAAGUAG
Molecule: messenger RNA, 1239 nt
Organism: Closterium sp. Yama58-4
Lineage: Eukaryota; Viridiplantae; Streptophyta; Zygnematophyceae; Desmidiales; Closteriaceae
Source: the annotation of a GenBank genome assembly